Molecule: messenger RNA, 1414 nt
Organism: Ipomoea nil (Japanese morning glory)
Lineage: Eukaryota; Viridiplantae; Streptophyta; Magnoliopsida; Solanales; Convolvulaceae
Product: zinc finger protein WIP2-like
Exons: 2
Coding region: 252-1382 (376 amino acids)
Biological process (GO): regulation of gene expression; anatomical structure development
Cellular component (GO): nucleus
Molecular function (GO): DNA-binding transcription factor activity
Source: RefSeq, a predicted model, not a curated record
UGAUUCAUAUAUGCUAAUUAUGAAGAGAAUAUGGAGUUGAGGGAAACUCUCGAACGACUCGAAGAGUGUAGAAAAACUUGAAUUUUUCACUUUCAGUUUGACGAAAACCCACCAUUAAACCAUCCCGCUCGAUCCACUCCACCACCACUACCCAUCUCCCUCCCCAAACUUCUUUUUAGUUCCAUCAAUGUAUAGCCCUAAUAGAAAGAAUUGAGAGAGGGAGAAAGAUUGUUUUUUUUUUGGUUUCAAGAAUGACAGAACCCUACCACAAUUUCUUCAAUGGAUGGCUCAAUUUCAGCCCUCUCCAUCAAUAUGAACAAGAAAUCUCAACAAUUUCUUCCUCCCCACACCUGCAACCCUCCAAUAACACAUUGUACUACUACCACCACCACCACCACAAUACGGCGGCACCACCACCACCACCGCCACCGCCGCCAAGAGAACCCCGCCCUAUCCUCCCCAACCUAAACCUCAGGGAAGAAGAAGAAGGAGGAGGAGGAGAAGAAGAGGUGGAAGAAGAUGAAGAGGAGACUACCAAUACUGAAACCUCACCCCCACCAUGCAAUGCAGAAACCAGCAAGAAGUCAUCAUCCUCCAUUAAAGAGGAGAGUCUGAGGAGCUUCUCCGCGAGUAGCACUGAUGAAGAAGAUGUGAGCGUUGCCCUACAUAUUGGCCUCCCAUCUUCUUCAUCUUCUUCUUCUUCAAUCAGACAUGGCAGCACCUCUGAUUUCACCACUUAUGCUGCGGCAGCUUCUUCUGCUAGUGCCGAUAAUGUCCUCUCAGGUUUGCCAUUGAACAGACUCAACAAUGGACAGUAUUGGAUCCCCACCCCUUCCCAGAUUCUCAUUGGCCCUACCCAGUUCUCUUGCCAUCUUUGCUUCAAAACCUUCAACAGAUACAACAAUCUCCAGAUGCAUAUGUGGGGGCAUGGAUCACAAUACAGAAAAGGCCCAGAAUCACUAAGAGGAACCCAGCCAACCGCCAUGCUAAGGCUGCCGUGUUUCUGCUGCGCCCCGGGCUGCAAGCACAACAUCGACCACCCCAGCGCCCGCCCAUUGAAGGACUUCAGAACUCUCCAAACCCACUACAAGCGGAAGCACGGAGCCAAGCCCUUCAUGUGCCGGAAAUGCGGCAAGCCCUUCGCCGUCAAGGGCGACUGGCGCACCCACGAGAAGAACUGCGGCAAGAUCUGGUUCUGCGUCUGCGGCUCCGACUUCAAGCACAAGAGGUCCCUCAAGGACCACGUCAAGGCCUUCGGCCACGGCCACGCCCACGCCGCCCUGCCGGACGACGCGCCGCCCAACCACCUCGCCGGGGAAGAGGAUAAUGAAUCCACGUCCGACGUGGAGCAAGACUACUACGUGUACACAGGGGAUUUUUAAUUUAUUUCUUGAAUGCAUGCAUAUACAUACAU